AUGCAGUCGUUUUCCGAACCGGGAACACCGUUUAAGGAAGUUAUCAACGAGAAAUGGCAGACGGCGUCUUGCAGCGACAUUGGAAAAGAUAUUAUGAAAGAGACAACUUCGAAUCCACUCGAUCGUGCAAAAUACACUGCUCUUCGACACAAACGCGAAGCAAUUGAUCGAUUUCUCAAAAAACAUAAAUCUGAAGAUUUAUCACUGUAUAUUGACGAACUUAGGGAUUUUGCAAUUUCUUCGGGCGGUUUAGUUGAUGAUGAGUUUCGCGCAGUUAUUUGGCCAGUUUUGUCCGCAAAUCUUGUAUGUAAUGACGAUUUAGAUGACGUCUCUUCAUCAUUCGAUUCGGAUUUCGAGUCAGCUCAAUCUGAUUUCGACGAGAAUCCUCUUGAGGAGAUCACAGAUCCCAGAGAAUUAUCUCUCGAAGACCUACAGAAUCACAAAGAAUGGCAUCAGGUGGAACUCGACGUCAAUCGGACACUUGCUCGGUUUCCGCCGAAUAUUUCCGACAAUCACCGCGAAGUUUUGCAAACGGAGCUCAUUCCACUAAUUGUUCGAGUCUUAAGUGUCAAUCCAAGAUUCAAUUACUAUCAAGGAUUUCACGACAUUUGCCUUACUGCCUUAUUAGUAUGCGGCCAUGAGGAUGCUUUUCGAGUUUGCGUGAAUCUCGCCAAACAUGGAGCGUUCAAUAAUUAUUUACUCAAAACAUUAGAGAGAACGGUUGUAAAGGAGCUGGAGCUAAUGUAUGUAAUUUUAUCGCGUGUAGAGCCCCAACUGGAAAAAGUGAUGAGAUCGGUGGAACUCGGCAGCAUAUUCGCGCUCUCAUGGCCGUUAACCUGGUUUAGUCACAGUUUGAAGCAGUACCAGCAGAUUGUGCGAUUUUUCGACUGUUUUCUCGCUUCAACCCCACUUCUGCCGGUUUAUGUCUCAUCAGCGAUUGUGCUCUACCGAAGAGCAAGCGUGUUAUCGUGCGAACGAGAAAUGCCAUUCAUCCAUCGACUGCUCACUGAAAUGCCUAGAGAAUUGCCGAUUGAUGCGCUCAUCAAAGACGCUGUAUAUUUGUCGAAAUUGAUGCCCCCUUGUUUGCUAAAAACGCGCUACAUGAAUGAAUAUAGGAAAUUUGUCGCCAAACCUCCCAAAAAUGCAGUUAAAUCGAUUCCACGCUAUGCACUUCAAUUUGUGUUUGUCGCUGGAACCGUCGGCGCCGCCGCCAGCUUUUUCUUCUUCAAACAACUCAAUCCGUUGUAA
Molecule: messenger RNA, 1248 nt
Organism: Caenorhabditis bovis
Lineage: Eukaryota; Metazoa; Nematoda; Chromadorea; Rhabditida; Rhabditidae
Source: the annotation of a GenBank genome assembly